AUGAGUAUAGAUGCAGAAAUAACUUCACUAAAUAUGGAAAUACCGAUAAAUUAUUUAGAUGUAGAAAUACCAAAAAAAACGAAAUUAGAUUUAAAGGAUAGGUACAAUAUUUAUUUUAAUUAUCAUGGAAGUGCUUUUGAUGAUAAUUCAGAAAAUAAAUCAAACUUAGACAAUUGUGAAAAUAUGAAUGUAAAUGAAGAAUCUCAUAAAAAUAUAGAAAAAGAAAGUAUGAAUAACUUAAAUAUUAAUUUAUCUGAAAAUUAUAAAAAGGUAGAUGAGAAAGAUGACUCUAAAUUUAAAUAUAUGGGAAAUGAGUUAAAUGAUAAUGAUAAAAUAUUAGAUAAUGAAAAGAAUGAUAUAGAAACUAUGACGAAAGAGGAAGAAAAAAUUAACAUUUCCGAAGGCUCCGAGAAGAAACUAUACUUACCUGAAAACCAAAAUAUAUCUUCUGAAAAUAAUAAAGAAAAUGAAAAAAUGAACAAUUUAAAUAAUCAUAAUGAAAUGGAUUUAUAUGCAUUUAAUGAAAUCGAAGAAAGAAAAAAAAGAGAAAAUGAAAAUUCUUAUAGCAAUUUAAAUGGAGUUGAUAACAUUGAACAAAAUGUACCAUAUAAUGAGAAUGAUGAAACAAAAAAUAAUAAGAUUAAUGUAGAUGAAGAAAUAAAUGAUAACAACGAAAAUAUAAUAUAUAAUAAUAAUAUAAUUAAUGACAAUGACAAUAAUUGCAAUUCACCCGUUGAAAAAUGUGAAAUCCCUGAAAAUGAAGAACAAACAAUUUGUAGCAAGAAUGAUAUAAAUGAAUACUCUCAAAAUAAUAUAGAAUUACAUAAAAUUAAGAAUAAAGAGUUAGAAAAAGGUAAAAAAGGUAAAAAUAAAAAUAAAUUUUUUUCUUUAUUCAAAAAAAAGGCUGCCCCUAAUUUAUGUUUUCAAGAAAAAGAAAUGAACAUAGAAGUAAAUAACAAAUCAGAUGCUUAUACGAAUGAUAAUACUGUGGAUAAAUCUGAUAUUAAUAAUUUAAAUGAGGGUGAUGUUUUAGAAGAGAAAAAAAUAUUAACAAUAAACAAUGAAUAUAAUAAUAAAAAUUCUGAAGAAAAUGUUCUUUCUAAUAAUUUAUCAAAUAGCAACGCUCAAAGCAGUUUAAAUGUAGAAUUUAUUGAUAUUCAUAAAGAUAAAAAUCAUUACGUGAAAAAUGAAAACAGUGAAUAUGAGAUAAACAGUAGAUAUAUUCGAGAUGAUCAUAUAUACUCUAUUAAAACUGAUGAUCACAUAAUUUUAGAUUUACAGGAACACAGAGAAAUUAAUUUUAAUGAAAGUGGAAAUUAUAAUAAAUUAAAUAAAGAAAAUAAGAAUUUUGCGGGAAAAACAGGAAAAAAAAUAUACAGUUUUGAAAAAAUAAAAUCCUUUGUAUCUAAUAACACAUAUUUAAAAGAUAAAAAGAGUUUUAUUAUAGAAAAGAAAUCAAAAAUAUCAAAAGAAGUGAAAUAUUUUUGUUUUAACUAUAGUAUGUUUUUAUGUAUCCUCUUAUAUAUGUUAUGUUUUUCGUUUGUAUUAACAUCACUACUAUCUGAUUCUUGGAAAAUUCAUGAGAUAACGUUGAAAUCAAAGAAUAAUGAAAAAUCAGUAUUAAUUCAUAUUGGAGCAACUACUAUAAGAAGAAUUCAAAAAAUUUCAGAAAAAAAUGGUGACGUAAACCUUUCUAUUGAUAAAGAACAAACAAUGGAAUCAUUAAUAAAUAAUGAAUUUUGUAAAUCAAUAAAAAAAAGUGAAAUGGAAAAUUAUUUAGUUAAUUUAGCUUCUGAAAAUAAAUUAAUAUCAAAUAGCAAUUUAAAAGAUAAUGAAAUAGAACUAACUGAUGAUAAUCUAAUUUCUGCAUUAAGAAAUCCUGGUGAUGUUGGAUUAUUAAAAGAUGAAAAACUUAUAAUGGCACGUAAAUAUAUUUUUGGACCUACUAUAUAUAAUUUGGAAUGUAAAUUUUUAGAAAAAUUAAAAAAAGCUGGGAAUUGUCAUAAAGUUCUUUUAUACGCAAUACUAAUCUUUUUAUUUAUAUCAAUCUUUUUAUUAUUAUAUGUUAUUCUUAAAUACAAAGUAAUAAAAAAUAUUCAAGGAUUAAAAUAUACUUCCUUUGUUUUAGUAAAUUUAGCAUUAAUAACAUUAAUUUCGUCCAUUUUUUCUAUAAACCGUGAAUAUAAUAUUCCUCUUUGUGUACAAAAUGACGGCAGCUCAGAUAUUUGUGUAGAUGGAAAAUCAAUUCAUUUGAUUCGUUCUACAAUAAUUUUAAUUAUUUUUUCAAAUUUAUUCUUUUCUAAAUUUUUAAACAAAUCACACAAUAAAAACAAUACAAUUGAAGAAUCUAUUGCCUCAUAG
Plasmodium gallinaceum is the source of this 2361-nucleotide messenger RNA. RefSeq names its product conserved Plasmodium protein, unknown function. Bases 1 to 2361 code for a protein of 786 amino acids. The transcript has a single exon. Lineage: Eukaryota; Apicomplexa; Aconoidasida; Haemosporida; Plasmodiidae. The record is from RefSeq and is a predicted model, not a curated record.